Molecule: messenger RNA, 2621 nt
Organism: Bursaphelenchus xylophilus (pine wood nematode)
Lineage: Eukaryota; Metazoa; Nematoda; Chromadorea; Rhabditida; Aphelenchoididae
Source: the annotation of a GenBank genome assembly
AUGUCUGAUCGAUACAGCCAUUACAACCAGCCCCAAUUUAACUCCAAUCCCUCCAGUGGUCCUUACGGUGUCCAAUCUAGUCCUAUGCCAUACAAUGACUAUUACCAAAACAGGCUGUGCAUGCAGUCCGGACGUAAGUUGGGGAUCUUUUGGGCUACCACUUUAUGAAUACUAGCCUCCACUUUAUGAAUAUUGUUGAUACCGCGAAGAAUAUUUUGUGCAUAGGGUUGUCAUAUUUUCGUGCUAUUUUUAAGCCUUGUAUGAUCUUGUAGUUCUUUGAACAGUGUUUGUCAGGGGUGGUCAGCAGACCCUAUUUUUCCGAUUUUCGGCCCGCGGCCCGGCCCGUCUAAUCACCGGCCCGGCCCGGCCCGUCUAGUCUUUUUCCAGGCCCGGCCCGGCCCGUGACGGGCCUGGCCCGGCCCGGCCCGGCCCGUGCAGGCCCGUCUAUAGAGGGUUCUGCGAACUGCGCCCAGGCUCGGGAUCUAAACUGAGGCAAAAAAGGCGUUGAUCUAGCUAGUAAAGGAUCAAUGUGAUAGUUUUGUGGUUCUAUAAUGGAACUAUAGACUUGUAAACGUGUUAGAACUUGAGAAACAGCAACUAUAACAACAUCAAUUAAUUUUCCCGGCGCGAAAACAAUGAAUGCCAACGGUUUGGCAUUGUAUUUUAGACGGGCCGGGCCGGGCCGGAAAAACCCCAGGCCCGCGGCCCGGCCCGGCCCGUGACGGGCCCGGCCCGUUUGUCAAUUUCCAUUUUUGAGGCCGGCCGGCCCGCCGACCACCCCUGGUGUUUGUAAAUAUAGAGGAAGACUUGACCCGUCGACUGUUCGGGUCAUGUCUCUCCCCACGUGCCGCUUUUUUCUCUUUCCAUGACGGCUACGGCCGGCUGUCUGUAUGGUCUCCUCGGGCACAACUCGUUUUUGGGGGUUUUCUUAUUUUUUUCACUACUUACAAUUCAUGAUUUUAGCUGUCCUUGCCCAAUCGAUGAUCAACAAUUAUUCCACUGGUGUGAUGAAUCCCGGGCCUCGGCGUCUGAAUCCGAAUGCUGCGGAGUUUCAUCCGCGGCGAGAUAUCACUCGAACUGCGCCUCAAUACAGCCAACCUCAGUAUGGCGGAUAUCAUAACUACGCGUCGUACAUGAAUGUAAGAUUGGGAUGUUAUACUAUAAUAGUUUGGUUCUGACGCGCACUCCCGACCUGAUCUCCUGUUUCUCUUUGCUCAGUGCAGCGAAGGAAUUGAGUGAGGUCAGAACGGGGGGCGCUUUCCAAAAUUCUCUUUUUAAUUCUAAAAUUUUCAGCCGCCGGAGUCCUCUUCCAACGCUUUUGUCAACGCUGACCGCACUCAAGUCAAUCCCCAGGUUCGGCGGUUCGAAAACAAUUCGGUUGCAGUUGUGAAUUAUAACAAUCAGCCCGUCUAUAACUACAACACGCAAGCCGUGAGUUUUCUUUUAUAAAUUUCUCAAUUAUUGUUUUUAGAACCUUCAAACUAGUCUAAAUUCAAGCUACUACCUUCAAAACGGAGUCCAAAACGGUCAAAUGUCCGCUCAGCAACAGCAGCCAGUCCAGGAGAGCAUAAGCCAAUAUCCUUUGAGUAACGAAUUACUAGAGAGAAUCCAGGGUUCGCGGAAUCGGAAAGCCAUUGUUGAAGUAAGUUAACAAAAUCAACUCUAUUUUCAAUUUAGGUACAAAUUGGACUUGAACAACUAGUGACUGACCCAUCCGAAUAUGAAGUUUGGAGUUAUGCCGUUCGUCAUCGUAUAAGCAACCAUUUCCCUUCAUCGGAUAUAGAAUUGAUAGCGUCCGUUAUUGUGGAAAUGGCUUGUUUAUGUCCAAACUCCCAAUAUAAUUUCUCAAGGCUGUGUAAAGCCCUUGAUGGUGAUCUCCCAAACUUUACUUCGCAGAUGAUCAUUCCGAAGAUCACCCAAACGAUGACUGCGGGGUUGACUUCUCUGAAUGCAGAUCAAGUCGGGUUUCUUUCCAUUUUCUUAGCUGAACUCUACGACAAAACGGAAGUGAAUGGAGUCCGAGUAGCACGUUUAGGACAGUAUCUAAUCGACUUGAUACGCAUCCUUUUGGAAUUCGACCCUAUAACUGACUCCAUUGUAAAGAGUGCAGUUCAAGUCCUGAAGUUGACCGGUCGAUACAUUGAAGAAGACCAGGACCCGGCGGUCUUGAACGAAAUUUUCGAUAAACUCGAUUUCAUCAGCCGAAAUUCAAGGUCAAUCAGCGAGUCAGCGAAACAUAACAUACGACAAUUGAAGUCGUUGAGGGAGAAACAAUGGGGUGUUCAAGCUGACUUCGUAAGUUCGUUUUGUGUAAUAAGUAAUCAGGUUUAAUUGACCCGUCUCGUUUUUUAUUACAAUUCAAGCAAUUUCAGGAUGGAUAUGGAGAACCUGCGCCACCACCUGAGAACGACGUCACAAUGUAUGGACCUGAUGGACAGCCGAUCAGCGAAGAAGAAUGGGCCUUCUUAGAAGAGAAUUGCCAAGACCACGAAUCUGAUAGUCAAGAUGCCGUCUUCUACGAGCAAUUCCUUCGGGAUCAGACUGAAAUAACCGCCAUCUCUGCUGCGGAAAAAGCCUUGGAAAAGGUGACUCUGGAUGACACUUUCGGAUCAAACCGGUGA